Molecule: messenger RNA, 1092 nt
Organism: Danaus chrysippus (African queen)
Lineage: Eukaryota; Metazoa; Arthropoda; Insecta; Lepidoptera; Nymphalidae
Source: the annotation of a GenBank genome assembly
AUGAGGUCAAAUGAAGCCCGAAAAGUGGUCAGAUUCCUGAACGGGUAUGAAUUUACAUCUCGGAGGCUGAAAUAUCCAUUACAAUGCUGGAAAGAAAACGGCCCUUCAGAUAUAAACAAUGCCGAUGAUUCACAACCAUUUACGGAUCUCCAAGAAACCUCUUUGAAUCAACCAGAUGAAUUACAAGCCAUAAAUCGUCAGAUACAAUUGAUAAAACAACAAAGAAUUCUUAUAGAAGAGGAGAGCAAGUUACUUAUUGAGAAGAAACGACUUGAAAUGAUUCAGAAUCUCGGACCAAAUGAUUUCCAUAAGCUAUGCAUGUUGUAUCAGAAAGCGAAUGACAAAACUGAGUUGUCCACUACUGAUAUUGCUCACGAACCAACUAAAGUACCCGAAUUUAUUGGACCCUGCAAAUUUAUAUUUGGAGAAAUGACACAAAUAAUAAAAAAGAAAGUUGAAUAUAAAUAUCGCAUUGCCUUCAUGAAAUUUUUACGCGCGAAUGUCAGAAAACGUUUGUUGUUCGCGUUAAAAGACGAAGCGUAUAUGUCUUCAAAGGAGAUAUUUGCUUUUUAUAGAAAGCUCUAUCCCAAAGAGACAGAUGAAAAUCUUGUUCAAGAGCUCCUGGAUAUUGUGAAAAAAAAUCGCAUGACUUUUUAUGUAUCGAAUACGGGACAGAAAAAAUAUAAAGGCAUAAAACCUAACAAAAACUGUACGGCUAUUAUAAAGGAUGAUAUGAUUUUCUAUGAAGAUGUAAACACUGAUUUUGAAGAUGGUUUUACAUUGGAUACAAGUCCAAUACACAGUGAUUUGUAUUACAAAAACAUGGAAUAUACAAACGAUGGCGUGUGUUGUGAAUAUGAUAAUCAAAAUGCUAAUGAAGACUUCGAAAGAUCAUACGAAUAUGAAACGAAAGUUAUAAAUAAAUUUGACAAUGAUAACGAAGUAUUUGGAGACGAAUUUAUAAAGGAAGACAAAGAUUGUAUGACUGGGAUCGAUCAAACGGCAACGGAAAUGGCACUUGCUGAUGAUUUUGAUAUAGAAAACGAUUUAGACGACUGGCUUGAAGAUGAUAAAGACAAGGUACAUUACUGA